CAUAAAAGCCUGAAGUCGUCUCUUUACUCAGCAUUUUCUUCUUUACCUUCUUGGCAUCUUCUUCUUCUUAAGUUCCAAUGCAUACUUGUAAUAACAAAUCCCUUGAUCAUUGAUGAUUUGGCCCCGCGCAUCAUAAACCGAAAAGCUUUAGUCUGCAACUUAUAAGGUGGAAACUAGAAAUCCCGAGAAAAUAUAAAGGAGUUUUGGGAUAUAUUAAAGAAAAAGAAUGUUGUUGCUCGUGGACUGCUCCAGUUGUCGUACGCCGCUUCACCUCCCUCCCGGGGCCACCCGAAUCCGCUGCUCCAUUUGCCACGCCUUCACUCUCAUCGCUCCCGAGCCCCGUCUCCUAUCUCACGCGCCGGCUACCCCUCUUCCUUUUCCCAACUCAUCUCUUAUACCUCCUCAACCAUCCUCUCACAUCUACCCGCCACCAGCACCCUCUCCGUUUAACCACGCGCCGCUUGCACCUUCUCCGUUUAGUCAAGCGCCGUCUCCACCGUCUCCGUUCAACCACGCGCCUCUAGCACCCUCUUCGUUUAGCCACGCGUCUCCGUACACUCACGUGCCGUCGGAACCGUUGCCGUUCAACCACGCGCCUCCAGCAUCGUAUCCGUUCACUCAUGCGGCCCCGGCACCGUCUCCAUACAAUCACGCGCCGUCGGGUCCCCCGCCGCCGGUACACGGACAGAAGCGAGCGGUGAUCGUGGGGGUUUCUUAUAAGAAUACAAAGGACGAACUGAAAGGAUGUAUCAAUGACGCAAAGUGCAUGAAGUUCAUGUUGAUGAAGCGUUUCCACUUCCCUGAAUCUUGCAUUCUUAUGCUCAACGAAGAAGAAGAGGACCCAUUGAGAUUGCCAACGAAGAACAACAUAACAAUGGCGAUGCAUUGGCUAGUUCUAAGCUGCAAACCAGGAGAUUCCCUCGUUUUCCAUUUCUCCGGUCACGGAAACAACCAGAUGGACCACAACGGCGACGAGAUCGACGGCUUUGACGAGACUCUUCUCCCGGUGGAUCACAGGACUUCAGGUGUCAUCGUGGAUGACGAGAUCAAUGCUACAAUCGUACGGCCUCUCCCUUAUGGAGUCAAGCUCCACGCCAUCAUUGACGCUUGUCAUAGUGGUACCGUCUUGGACCUGCCCUAUCUUUGUAGAAUGGACAGGCUUGGAAACUACGAAUGGGAGGACCAUCGACCUCCAUCAGGAAUAUGGAAAGGUACGAGUGGCGGUGAAAUCUUCUCCUUCACGGGCUGCGAUGAUGACCAGACCUCUGCUGACACUCCGCAAUUGUCAGGGAGUGCGUGGACUGGGGCAAUGACGUAUGCAUUCAUUCAGGCCAUAGAACGUGGUCAUGGGACUACUUAUGGGUCCUUGCUGAAUGCGAUGAGAUCAACGGUUCACGAGAUCUUUGACAAAAAGAAAGGUAGAGAGCUUGUGGAAGUGGAAGGCGGUGAUUUUCUCACUACUCUUCUUGGUUUGCUCAUCUUAGGCGCUGUUCCUUCUGAUGAGGAAGAAGAAGUAAACCAAGCCCCUCAAAAAACUCAGGAACCACAGUUGAGCGCUAACGAGGCAUUUGAUGUGUAUGGGAAGACGUUCUCUUUAUAACAUGGCAUGAAAUGGAAGAGUAUAGAAAUGUCAGAAAAUCAAUUAAAUUCUUUAUUGAGUGAAUGAUACAUGGGACAUGAUCAUUAUAUAUUUAAAUCGGCCUUAAUUAUGAAGUGAAAAUAAUAGUUUUGAGACUUCAUCUUUCAAAAAUACCAUCAAGUUAAAUACUAAUACUGGCGUAUGGUGUUCCCCAUCCUAAUUCCUAAGUUAAAUGA
Molecule: messenger RNA, 1815 nt
Organism: Camelina sativa (false flax)
Lineage: Eukaryota; Viridiplantae; Streptophyta; Magnoliopsida; Brassicales; Brassicaceae
Product: metacaspase-2-like
Biological process (GO): proteolysis
Cellular component (GO): cytoplasm
Molecular function (GO): cysteine-type endopeptidase activity
Source: RefSeq, a predicted model, not a curated record